Messenger RNA from Paramecium octaurelia, 1809 nucleotides. The record is from the annotation of a GenBank genome assembly. NCBI's taxonomy places the organism in Eukaryota, Ciliophora, Oligohymenophorea, Peniculida, Parameciidae.
UAAAAAUAAAAAAAUGAGCAAAUUGUAUAAUAAAGAAAUAAAUGGCUAUAAAUUUAGUAAAUUGAUUGGAAAGGGAGCUUUUGGAUAUGUAAAAUUGAAUAUUAAAGUAGGUUUAUUAAGGAAAUAAUCUGAAAACAAAUGAAAUGGUAGCAAUUAAGGUGGUAGAAAUAGAAAGAUUUAAAGAAUGUGAUGGACUAUUAGGCUAACUAGUCUAAUCAGAGUAAAACGCAUUAAGAAAGGUGAAAAGCUAGUAUGUAGUAGCUUUUAUUGAUUGUUUUUAAGACAAUCAAUAUAACUAUUUGGUUAUGGAAUAUUGUGAUUGUAAUCUAGUAUAAAUAUUUUCAUAGCUGGAGAUCUAGAAGAAUAAAUAAAAAAUCCGAAUGCCUCUUUAACAGAAAAAGAUGCUAUAGGAAUCCUUCGAUAGAUUCUUAAAGGAUUAAGAGACAUGCAUGCAGCUCUUAUUAUUCACAGAGACCUAAAAUUAGCCAAUAUAUUGAUUCAUAAUCAUUCAAUCUACAAAAUUGCCGAUCUGGGAUUUAGUAAGAUAUUGCAAAAUGAAGUAAUACCCUGAAAAACAUUUAGACUGAUUUAUCUUGUUUAUAACUUGGAUCUCUGUAUACUAUGGCUCCAGAGAUAUACAAUUCAAAUUCCUAUGGAUUAUCCUCUGAUAUGUUUUCAGUUGGUGUCAUUUUUUAUUAAAUCCUAUUUGGAAGGUUUCCAUUUAGUCAAAGUGAUUACGAAUUAGAAACUUAGCGUAAUUUAAAAUGUAAACUUAGCUAUAAUUGAUUUUACCAUGAACAAAAUUCCUGUUUCAGAAGCCUCAAAAGAUCUAAUUAAGAGAAUGCUUUAAUUUGAUCCAUAAAAACGAAUAAAGUUCGAGGAAAUAGCUAAACAUAAGGUGUUUGAAAAAGAGAUCUUUAGUAACUCUGAUUUUCUAAUCUAGAUUAAACCAGUAGGAUUUAACUACAGAGUUCCAAAGUUAGUAUGGACGAACAUAUUUAAUUCUAUCAGAGGGAAGGGAAUAAAAUUGAAAAAUAAAAUCAGUAAGAGAUCCAAGCAACAAAAGCACGUAUGGUGUCUAACAAAAAACAGUCAGAUAUAAAUCAAUAUUUGUAAUAAUAAUAAAUCUAGUCUAUUUAAAAAUAAAAGAUUGACAAAAAUAUUAUUAGUGGGGAAUUUAGUUUACCUGCAAAUUCAAAGAAAAAAAAUGAAAUGAACUAGAAAAUAAAUCAUUUUAACAACACAAUGAAUGAUAUAUAUUACUUCUCUAAUACAAUUUAAGAGAUCUUUUAAAUUCAAAUGAGAGCUCAUUAUGCAGCUGUAAUUUUAUGUUAUUAGGUUAAAAUAAUGACUGCUAGAAUCUAAGAAUAAAUGUAAGAUUAAAUUUAAAUUCACAAUGGUGAUACUGAUUUGGAAUUUGAUUUAACUCAAAUAAAGUAAAUAUUAGAAUUAGCAGAAUAAUUAUACAUGGUUAUAGAUUUUCAACUAUAGGAUAUUGCUUAACAACAGAUUUAAUCUGGAGAUGUAAGAAUUCAAGAGAUGCUAAAAGAUCAAACAAGUAAAAAAUAAUUAAAUGAUAAUCUCUAUAAUGAAAUCAAUGCACUUAUUACAAAAGAAAAUAAUCAAAUCACAUAUGUUUUAUAUCAUAUGAUUAAGUGCUGCGAAUAUUGUUUUAUGUUAAACAAGUAGUACAAAGAAAUCCAAUUAGAUAUCAACAACUUUGACAUAAAAAAUUCUAAGUUAAUACACCCUAAUUAAAAUGAUAUUAAACUUGAGUUUAAAAAAAUAUUAGAGUACGAUUAAUAUUGA